AUGGCAAAUCGCGCGAUGGAUAUAAGAAUGGGAAGACGUACUGGGAAGAAGGUGGGACGCGGAUUUGUGUACAGCGACGAUGAGGACGAAGAAAUGGAAGAUGCGAUCGACCCCGAAGCCGUUGAGAAGCAACGCAUCGAACAGCAAGAACAGGAGGAAGACGAUGCAGAUUCGGAUUACGAACCUUCCUCGGAUUCUUCUUCGGACGACACGAAAUCUAUCGAUAGCAACGACUCCGACUUACUUACGAGAUCAUCCGAGAUAUUUGACGUCGCUCUUCGACCCCGUACCCCCGAGCCUGAGCCUGUGGAAGAACUCGAUGAUGGAAGUUGGUCGCAAGAUCCCGAGUUGGACAUUAGCGAUGAGUGGGGUCUUGACAAUUAUGCCAGUACCGAGAACACUGAGGACAACAGUUUUGAUCCUAGACUCAUCGGACUCGACGACGUCAAAUGGAUUAAUCGGGUCCGCGCACUGGCACUCAAUUCCGAGCGGAAAGCCUACAUAUCCGGUAGAGGCCGCUACUACGACUAUGGCUCUCUAGAUAUCGAAGGGCCUGGAAGAGAUCCCAAUGAUCCGGGCGAAGGUUCUUUGAACAUCACGAGCUACGCGAGUGGGGACGAACAACAAGCUUUUCCAUUCCACGAGGCAUGCUUCGACAUUCUCGCAAAGAGCAUAGGACUUGAGAGCAGAGAUAUUAAUAAGCAUGUGAUGUUGAGAACGUUUAGCGCUCUUCUUGCAAACGAAAGACCAGUUUUGGAUGUGGACUAUCAGGUCUUUUCGGGCAACGAGCAAUUUUGGCAUAAUGGAGCGGGAUCGGAGUAUGAAGUGUGCGAUCCUUCCCCCCGACCUGCUCUCCAAGAAAGUAUACAAGACAUCCUACCCGCCAACAUUUUCGGUGCGAGUCCGCAGUUGGCAAAUCUAGCGCACAAGGUGCGAACGGAUCCAAUUGCAGUCCUCCCGUACGACCUGCUUCUCGAAAUCCUUGGAUAUGUUGACUCCAAAGCCAUGCUUUCGCUCAUGCAAGCUUCGCAUCACGUCAACAGCGUCACUCGCGAAGCCGCAUUCUGGAAACAUAUGGUACGCAUGCGUGUAUUGCCAUGGUUCUACGAGUUGCGUUACUUCGUGGAGACUGCGACCACCGAUGCGCUCGACUACAAAGGUCUUUUUCUCUGGGUGGAUGCAUCGACUCGUCCCAGGUUCGGCAUCCAGGGACCCCUCAUGCACAUCGCAAAUCGACGCCGGAUCUGGGGCUGCUGCCAGCCAGUAGCCUCGCUCUACAAGAAAGCAACUGGGCCGGUCGAGCCCGCUGAGCCGGCAGACUCGGACGAAGCAAAGGCGAUUCUAGACAGCUCCGUAUGCUUGCACAUGCCCAUGACCAUGUAUCCCCCGCCAGCUCAGACCGAGACCGUUUCGGCACAGUUUAUUCACUCUUGGAAUGAGAUUACUCAUCGUGCUUGCGUUUUGGACACCUACUGGCGCCAGAUUAACAACAGCCACGACUACUUAGUGGGCAUCUCCGUCACCUUGGGUGACCAAACAAGACUUUUUGGCAGCUCUGAUGGAUUUACUGGACUUCCGUUUCAUCUUGAUCGUGGGGAGUGGAUAAAGGAGAUCGUCUGCUGUAUCGAAGAUAUUGUGAAUCAGACCGGGCCUCAUGGGAAGCCUGAGGAUCCUUGGCCAUCCAAGACUGCUAUGAUCAGCGGUAUCUCUGUACGCUGGGCUCACCAUCUCCGAAGAAAACUAUACUAA
Molecule: messenger RNA, 1749 nt
Organism: Alternaria hordeiaustralica
Lineage: Eukaryota; Fungi; Ascomycota; Dothideomycetes; Pleosporales; Pleosporaceae
Exons: 2
Coding region: 1-1749 (582 amino acids)
Molecular function (GO): protein binding
Source: RefSeq, a predicted model, not a curated record